UCCGCCGGGCAGGGCCGGGAGGGAGUGGGACAGAAUCUGGGAGUGCAUCGGGGAGGAGUUCUGGCUGGGCUGAGCGCAGGGAGCUGCUUGGCAGUGCCAGAGCCCAGGCCCCAGAGCCCCGCAGGAGAGGAAGUGGACCGAGAAGGCAGGCCCUGUGAGGCGUGAGGCAGUGAGAUGGCAGAUUCGUACACGGAGCUGGAGAAGGCGGUGGUCGUCCUGGUGGAAAACUUCUACAAAUACGUCUCCAAGCACAGCCUGGUCAAGAACAAGAUCAGCAAGAGCAGCUUCCGGAAGAUGCUUCAGAAAGAGCUCAACCAUAUGCUGACGGACACGGGGAACCGAAAGGCUGCUGACAAGCUCAUCCAGAACCUGGAUGCCAACCACGACGGACGCAUCAGCUUUGACGAGUACUGGACCUUGAUAGGCGGCAUCACUAGUCCUAUCGCCAACCUGCUCCGCCAGCAGGAGCAGCAGAGCAGCAGCUAGAAGCCCCCCGCCAUCCCUGCCCCCAUGCCCCCCACGCUCCCUCCCUAGGCUCCUCUGCCCACCAGGCCCCGUCCUCUCUUCUCCCUCUAGACCCUCUUCGGACCUUAGCCGAACAGGGUAAGGGGAAACGUCAGGGCCCCUCUGUGAGUGUCUCAGCCGGGGGCGCCUCCCUGUGGGUCUCCGUCCUUGGAGCCAGCGGACCCUGGGGCCCCUCUGUGACAAUGCUGUGUGGGGACCCAUGAGUUUCCCUACCUGCUCAGUCCGUCUACCCUGCUGACUUCCGAUGUUCCUGCCUGAUUCCGGGCUUCUCCCGACCUCAGCUUGCUGCUUCAGGCCUCCGGGUUCCUGGCAGCACCAGCAAGGACUUCUCUCUCGCUCUCCCCUCAGCUCCUCUGCUGGGUGGAGGAGACUUCCAGGGAUGGUCCUCCAGCUGCCUCUGGGUCUGGGAACAGGGUUGAGCCCCCUUCCUCCUCUUGAGCCACUGAAAUGGGAAAAAGGCUGGAUCUAGAGUUUUCCUCCCCCUCACCCAGUCCCUUUGUCAUGUUUAUUAAAGCCUUUCUAUUCCUUGGAAAAAAAAAAA
Odocoileus virginianus texanus is the source of this 1066-nucleotide messenger RNA. Its product is annotated as protein S100-A16. Lineage: Eukaryota; Metazoa; Chordata; Mammalia; Artiodactyla; Cervidae. Gene Ontology annotation, molecular function: calcium ion binding; calcium-dependent protein binding. The record is from RefSeq and is a predicted model, not a curated record. Gene Ontology annotation, cellular component: nucleus; perinuclear region of cytoplasm.